AUGUCUUCUGAGAAUCUUAUUGAUGAUGCCGGUGUUGUCUCUGAGACUACUCAACCGCAAGAAGUUCAUGGAUCAACAGAUGCACCAGCACGUACACAGGACUCAGACGAUGUACCGAAAAGUAAUAGAGCAGUACUUAGCACAGCAGGUUUGAGAUUAACUCAUGCAAGUAGGAGUGACUUGAAAAAACCUGUACUUGGUUUUCCAAAGAAGUCACCAUCGUUGCCUAACUUUCAUGAAAAUGUUCAGUCAGAUAAUGAAAAUAAUAGUGAUCCAACAUUAUCUAAACUACUAGAUGAAUCCAAAUUUGUCCAUAAUUCGCAUAGGUUGAAUUUCAGCUUAUUGAAGGACGACCAGCCAAUCGAUGAGAGUGACGAUACAAGUGGUAUCGAAACCAAAGAAGUUAAGAUUGAGGUCAAAUCACAGUUGCAUGUGCCGAAAACGCAUAAAAGAACAGCCACACUAGGUGGAGUAUCUAUGAAUGAAGAUGAUGGAAAUCUUAGCGUCAUAGAUAUGUAUGGGGAUGAAGUAGAAUCGAGAGUCUCGAAGCCGCAGGUUCCGGCAGAGGCUACACAGGUUGACAAUGAUGAGAGUCAAGAUGAGGAAGUCCCGCCACAUGCUGGAUCAAACACAUCAGAAAAUCCUGGACAACAUAAUACAGAAAAAGCUACAACCGAAGCUGCAAUGACUCAAGAAAUGCUGAGGGAGCAGCAAAUAAAAGCUGAUAGGCGCCAGAGCACUUUCCACUACGAUCGUUAUGGGUUCAAAAAACAAACUAAUUACGUCAGUGAGGCAAAAUAUGAUAGUUGGUGGAAUGAAUACUCCCAAUAUUGCAUAAGAAGAAAACAUAAAUGGAAGCAAUUACUUGAAAAGAGUGGUCUACCUGUAGAUAAUGACAGUCCAACUAGAUUUCCAUCAAAAAGUGAAAAGUUGAAAAGGUAUGUAAGAAAGGGUAUCCCUGCUGAAUGGAGAGGAAAUGCUUGGUGGUAUUUUGCUCGUGGUCAGGACCUACUAAAUAGGAACAAAGACAGAUAUGACCAACUGCUGGAAAGAAUGGAAAUUUUACUUUCAUCUGAUAAGAAGAAAAUACAAGACCUGGAUAUUAUUGAGAGGGAUUUACAUAGAACAUUCCCUGAUAACUUGCAUUUUCAACACAACUCGUACCAUGGAGAUGAGCCUCCCUUAAUAAGUUCUCUUAGAAGGGUUUUGGUGGCAUUUUCGCUAUAUAACCCAAAAAUCGGUUAUUGUCAAUCUAUGAAUUUCUUGGCAGGUAUGUUGCUUUUGUUCUUAGAUGAAGAACGUGCGUUUUGGAUGCUCGUGAUAAUAACAUCUAGGUACCUUCCUGGAGUUCAUAAUGUCAACUUAGAAGGGGUGAAUAUUGAUCAAGCGGUAUUAAUGUUAUGCAUCAAAGAAUAUCUGCCUGAAAUUUGGCCUUAUAUUAAUCCGGAGUUGAAGACGAUCAAUAAGACAAGCAACUCGUUGGGAAUAAAAAAUGGAGGUUCAACUGGUGUUAAAAACGAAUUUUUAUAUAAAUUACCACCAAUUACACUAUGUACUGCUAGUUGGUUUAUGGGUUGUUUUGUUGGUGUUAUGCCUGUAGAAACCACAUUAAGGGUCUGGGAUUGUAUGUUUUAUGAAGAAUCACAUUUCUUAUUCAAGAUCUCACUGGCAAUAUUCAAGCUUUGUGAAAACGAUUUAAGCAAAGUAAGAAAUAAUGGAAGUUCAUUACUUCCAAAUUACAUGAAUGGAAAUCAUAAAUCAAUGAGCAAAGAUGAAAGUGAUAUGGAAGUCUUUCAAAUCAUUCAGGUCUUCCCGAAAUCGUUAAUCGAUCCAAACGAUAUAUUUGAUAAAAUAAUUCUGAAGAAAAGAUUGUCUUUCAACCGUUUGGAUCAAGAGGAAAUAGAUAGGUGUAGGAAAUAUGUUGCUACACAGAGGCAAAAAUACAAAAAGUUCCACGAUAAUGGGAAAAAUGCUACGUUUAGUGGUGUUAACGAAGAUGUACCACCUGCAGGAGAAUCAGGAACAAGAAUCGCGAGUGAUACCAUUAAUGAAGCAUUGUCGUCCGAGAUUUAUGGGUUUAAGAAAGGUCUCACUGGGGUACAUUGGAAUAAUAGCAUAAAGGAGAAAGUCAGACAGAUGAGGAAAAAGAUAGAUAAGGAUGACUAA
Nakaseomyces glabratus is the source of this 2166-nucleotide messenger RNA. It is a transcript of the gene MSB3, whose product is annotated as Rab GTPase-activating protein MSB3. The record is from RefSeq and is a predicted model, not a curated record. Lineage: Eukaryota; Fungi; Ascomycota; Saccharomycetes; Saccharomycetales; Saccharomycetaceae.